GAAGAUAUUAAUGUGGAUAAUGUUCAUAAAGUCUUAUUGACAACUUCAAAGCUUACUCUCAGUGUUUUCUUUCUCUGUCAAACUUCAAAGAUCAAAUUUUUCUUGCAUUUCUUCGAAGUGGCAAUGGAGGUAAUUUCUCACACAUCAACACUGAAUCCCAACGCUCCAUUGUUCGUCCCAAUGGCUUAUCGUUCGGUGGAGGAUUUCUCCGAUCAAUGGUGGUCCCUCGUCCACUCUUCUCCUUCCUUCCGCGAUUACUGGCUUGAAGAAUGCUUCACUGAUCCUCAAAUUGAUCCUCUCCAUUUCAAUUUUUUCGACGAAGUCGAUGUCGAUUCCCUCUUUUGCGACUGCGUUGAUACCAAACAGGCGGUGGAGAUGGAAGAGAAGGAGCAUAGCAAGGAUUUGGUUUCAAUAGGAGUAAUGAAGUGGCAAAAGGGUCGAGCUCAGGUGGCGCAGGUACCCAAGUAUGUAGAAAAAGCACCAAGGAUUGUUAGUGUGAGAGUGAGUCCACGAACGAUUCAGCAGCCGAGGUAGAGUAUGUGAGUCAGUGAGUUUGAGAAUAACUCAGAUUAUUUACUUAAUUUGUAGUUGUUGACUGUUGUACAUAAGACCCAAACUUUCAUUUGCUAGUUUGUUUUUCUGGGUUUCAUUUCAUCUUAUGUGUAGCAUCUUGUAAUCUUGCAACUUUUUGUUUCUUAAAUAAUAAAGGAAAAAUUAACCCAAAAAAAAAAAA
This is a messenger RNA of Jatropha curcas, 733 nucleotides long. RefSeq names its product protein EARLY RESPONSIVE TO DEHYDRATION 15. The record is from RefSeq and is a predicted model, not a curated record. Lineage: Eukaryota; Viridiplantae; Streptophyta; Magnoliopsida; Malpighiales; Euphorbiaceae.